AAAUGUUUUUUAUUAAUUUCAAUAAUUUUUAUUUUUCUGUUAAUAUUUUUAUUGGUUUAUUUGGAUUAGUUGACAUACAAUUAAUGAAUUCUAAAAUGGCAACAGCUUUAUAUAAAGUUGUUUAUGUAACAGUUCCAUCGACAGAAGUUGGUAAAAAUAUAGCAAAAGAAAUUAUUCAAAAAAGGUUAGCUGCUUGUGUAAAUAUUGUUCCACAUUUAACAAGCAUUUAUGAAUGGAAAGGCAAAAUUGAGGAAGAAAAUGAAUCGUUAUUAAUUAUUAAAACGGAAGCAGAUCGUUUAACUCAAUUGGAAGAAAUUGUGAAUAAAAUACAUCCUUAUGAUGUGCCUGAAUUUAUUGUUUUACCUAUUGAAAAAGGGAUAUCUGUUUGUCGACUUACCUUCAUUAAACUCCGUUCCUUCCUUCCUGCUGCUCUUCUCUCAAUUCCUCUAACUUUGACAUUAUUUUGGAUUACUGGACUUUCAGAUUAUUUUUUUGAAAUAAAUUUUGAUGAUUUUAAAUGGCCUCCAUUUGUUGAUGUCCAAAAACAGGUUUCAUUAGAAUUACUUGGUUAUUCAACAGAAACACCUCCAAUUAAUAUUUUGACACAAUUUCAAUUUCUUCAUCGUCCAACUUGUAAAAACAAUAGAUUAACUCGAAAACGUUCAAUUCUUGUUAUUGUAAAAAGUGCUCCUGAAAGAAUUGAGAACAGAGAAUCAAUUCGUUCAACUUUUGGUUCUUCUUUAGAAAAUGACAAUUUAACUGGCGGUUUUCGUUUUAGAAUUAUUUUUGUUUUUGGAAAGCCUGUUGAUUCUUUUAUAUAUUCAAUUAAAUUUGCCCAUAAUUAUUGUAAUGGGGGAACUGUUCCUUUUGUUUUAUUAUUGGAUGAUGAUUAUUUACUUUUGCCUUGGAAUUUAGCUGCUGAAGUUGAAAAACAUGUUGCCCAUGAAAGGUUAUAUAUGGGUUGGCGUUAUGAUACAUCCCCCUUUCGAUUGAGAUGGAGAAAAUUUAGAGUAAGUAUAUCAGAAUAUCCUUUCAAUGCCUAUCCACCAUACAUUACAGCUGGUGCUGUUCUACUUUCUGGUCAGACUAUUAAUGAAUUUUAUAUUGCCAUUCAACACACUGCUAUUUUUAUAUUUGAUGAUAUUUAUACAGGUAUUCUUUCCUAUUUAUUAGCAAUUCAACCACAACAUAGUCCAAACUUUUCUCCAUUCCCUCAUGUUGAUAGUACAGACUGGUGGAAAACUUUAAUUGCAGAACAUGGGUAUUCCCCUACUUUACUUAAUUCUACUUAUAAUGAAUUAUUGAAAAUAAGAAAAGAAGAACGUUUAAAAAAUUAA
This is a messenger RNA of Meloidogyne enterolobii, 1337 nucleotides long. Lineage: Eukaryota; Metazoa; Nematoda; Chromadorea; Rhabditida; Meloidogynidae. The record is from the annotation of a GenBank genome assembly.